AGACCGAAUCAUCGCCCAUGUGAGUGGCGCGGUGAUCCACAUCGCUGUCGGGCACAGUUGACCUGUCAGAGGCUGCUUCGUCCUCCUACCUCGAAGGUAUCGAUCCAAUCAUUGAAGAAGGAAGCCAAGCAAGGAGGAAGAGAAGGAGGUUUCUGCAAAUGCUUGAGGUAUGGAAAGAUUCACCUUAAGGUCGUCUCCCGCUUUCUUGUAGCCGCGAUUUCUUCGAAGCAGUUCACUCUGCAGCUACCUCGACGUUCCCUCUUUCGAGAUCAGUCCUAAUUUUCCCUAAUUUUUAACUGUUGAAGCCAUCCCUUUGAAUAGUUUUUAGUAGAAUGGGGGCUAAAAGCUCAGCCGAAGGGAGAAGCCGGGAAACAAGGACUUCCACUCCUUACCGUGGAACAGAACACGCUGAGCCGCCCUACUCAGCACAUGAAUGGGAUCCCCAUAGCAGUCAUCAUCCCUAUCGCAGUCAUCACCGCCACAGCCAUUUUCAUUCUCUGCAUGAGUUCCAUCCCGUGGCAUUCCCUUCCGAGUCGUCCCACUUCCGGUUGUUUCCACCGGCAGGCUACCCAUCGGUGCCUCCAAAUAACACAGUCCGCAAUCAGAGGAGGAGGAGCAAUUCUCCAACCGGUGGAAAGAGGCCCAAGUUGGAACACAGGUACUCAAGGAUAGCCGAUGGCUUCACUUCCUUGAACCAGGUAACUGAGGAGCUGGCAAAAUCUGGGCUUGAGUCAUCAAACCUCAUUGUAGGAAUUGACUUCACGAAAAGUAAUGAGUGGACAGGUAAGAAUUCAUUCCAUGGCUGCAGCUUGCACCACAUAGGAACUACUAAAAAUCCUUAUGAACAAGCAAUCUCCAUUAUUGGACUGACCUUGUCAAAAUUCGACGAAGAUAACUUAAUCCCAUGCUUUGGUUUCGGAGAUGCAUCUACCCAUGACCAAGAUGUAUUUAGCUUCUACCCAGGGAAUAGACCAUGUCAGGGUUUUGAGGAAGCUUUAGAUCGGUAUCGAGAAAUUGCUCCAUUUGUGCGAUUAGCUGGACCAACAUCUUUUGCACCAAUUAUUGAAAUGGCCAUGACCAUUGUGGAGCAGAGUGUAGGGCAAUACCAUGUUCUAUUAAUAAUUGCUGAUGGGCAGGUAACAAGAAGUGUAGAUACUGAAACUGGUCGAUUAAGCCCCCAAGAACAGAAGACAGUUGAUGCUAUGGUCAAAGCUAGCAAAUAUCCCUUAUCCAUUAUUUUAGUUGGAGUUGGAGACGGACCAUGGGACAUGAUGCAUGAAUUUGAUGACAACAUACCUUCUAGAUCUUUCGAUAAUUUCCAGUUUGUGAAUUUCACAGAAAUUAUGUCCAAGGAUGCACCAGAAAGUCGUAAAGAGAUGGAGUUUGCUCUUGCAGCACUUAUGGAAAUACCUUUGCAGUACAGAGCAACAUUGGAUCUUGGGAUUUUAGGUCAGCAUGCCAAUACAUCACCAAGAAGAGUGGCCCUUCCUCCUCCUGCUGCUGUUCCCAAUUCAGCACCAAUUGGCUCACAAUCUUUUCAUUCCUCACCUGAUUCUAUGCAAAGCUUCUCAUCUUCUUCUGAUAGUACAACUCCAGCUCUAACAGUGUCAGUUGCAAGUACCUCUUCAGACACGGUUUGCCCGGUUUGUCUUGCCAACCUCAAAAACAUGGCAUUUGGCUGUGGGCAUCAGAUAUGUCGUGAAUGUGGGCCACUUCUCAGCUCCUGCCCCAUUUGCCGUAGAGCAGUUGAGACAAGAAUAAAUCUGUAUUGAUGCACAUAUUUCCUGGACAAAAGGUGGCCUUUAAGCUUUGGAAUUCCAAUCUCAGACACGAGAAAGCUUUGUCAAUGUAAAGUUGUGAGUGGCAAUAUCAUGUAGGAAGAAUUAAAGUUGUGAAUGGCAAUAUUAAGUAAGCUGUAUGUUCUAAUAGUGUAAAUUAAUAAACAGGCUUUGAAGAGUUUGGUCAUGAGUUUUUCUUAGUUUGUAGUCCCCCGCAGUUUAUUGAGCCACCUCCAAAGAUGUAUGUAUCAAUUUCAUCUUUUAGCGUCUCUGUAAUCUCUUGCGUUGUCUCUUUUCUCCAAGUCGAAGUUGUAUAUUCGAUAAGAAUUGUUGGUGUACAGGAAACAUAUCAGAAAAUGAAUUUGGAAAAUGUAUAUAUA
Messenger RNA from Zingiber officinale, 2158 nucleotides. Its product is annotated as E3 ubiquitin-protein ligase RGLG5-like. Bases 333 to 1772 code for a protein of 479 amino acids. The transcript is spliced from 12 exons. The record is from RefSeq and is a predicted model, not a curated record. Lineage: Eukaryota; Viridiplantae; Streptophyta; Magnoliopsida; Zingiberales; Zingiberaceae.